AUACGUAAGAAACGAAAACAUGACAUUUCAUUUCACAUCUCUGCUAACUUGAGAAGUAAACAAAACACCAGAAAAAUAUUUAUUGUUAUUCUAUUUAAAAUAUUUGUUUGCAAGUUUAAAUGUUAGUUAAAUUCAUAAUUGUGUAAAGAAGAAAUCAUAUUUUCUGUGGCAUAUCAAUUGAAUCCAGUUUUAACAAUUUUGUGAGCGUAAUUUUUCUGAUUAAUCACAAUGGUUUGCGAUAAGUGUGAAAAGAAAUUAGGCAAAGUAAUCACACCAGAUCCAUGGAAAGCAGGAGCUCGCAAUACCACUGAAAACGGUGGACGUAAAAUUGGUGAAAACAAAGCACUUACCUCAAAAAAAGGACGUUUCAAUCCUUAUACAUCGAAAUUCGAAAUCUGCAGGAUAUGCCGACAGAAGGUUCAUCAAAUUGGUUCUCAUUAUUGUCAAUCUUGUGCAUAUAAAAAAGGAAUCUGUGCAAUGUGUGGCAAAAAGUUAAUUGACACUAAAUGUUAUAGACAGUCUUCAACGUAAAAGUGAUGAUGAAAAGUUAUAUUUUAAAAUGAAUUUUAAGGUGAGGACAUAAAAAAAAACAAUGCACGAAGAAUAAACCAAUCAAUUCUUGAAUUGUCUUUUCAUCACACUGAAAAUUUUUGUCAAGAGAAACAUGAGAUGUAUUCUAUAAAAAAUUUCCAUUAUUUAUCAUCAAAUGUGAACUAAAACAUGCAUAAUUUCAUGAAAGUCUAUUAGCAAUUAUUGUGUAACUAUAUAAAGAAACUCCUGGGCAAAAAAGAUAUUGUUGGAUGAGCUAUAAUACAAAUAAAAACAUCAAGAGCAUUAUUAACAGUGGCAAACAAGAAAAGGAUGUUAGUGGAUGAGAAAUAAUGUUCAUUAAUAAGGAAAAAAAAAAAGAAAAAAAAAUGUUGAAUACUCGAAAUAGCGUCUCACCGAUCAGUAGUGCGGAUAAGAAACUCGUGCGCUGUUUUAAACGCAACCGGUGCGGUGCAUCAAGGUCGACUACAUAUGUAUAUAUACAUUUACAGAGGAAGUGAUUCUCAUGUAGGUUCAUUUUAUAAUAACAUCAACACUUUAUGAUAUGUUUACUCCAAAAAAGGAUAUUAAUUAUUUCAAAUAUCUUUUGAAAAAAAUUAAUCAAACGAGACGCAGGAAUAAGCUUUAAAAUUAAUUUCCUCAAACUAUUCAUAUCCAUCGAGAAUAAUUUUUUUUCUUCUUUUUAUUAGAUAGAAAUUUCAAUGAUAAAUUUGAAAGGUAUUUUGAAAUCAGACAUGUGUGGAAAAUUUAAAGUUUAUUGGGAGAUAGAAAAAUGCCAUUAAAGAUUAAUAAUGUGGUGGGGUGUUGAAAUUAAGAUAGUGGGAUUAAGAGGGAGAAUGACAACAGCGGUGAUUAUGCAAAAAUGUGAGGUGUGGCAUCUGUAAAAAUGAACCUUAAGUGAAGUCUAUUCAUGCGGAGGUUGUGCAUAUGAGGUUACUUGCAAACUAAGACGACGAUACUUUUCCUUCCUUAUAAUAACGAUCCUUCUUUUUUUUUUUCCUAACGAAUCAUCUUGCAGUUAAUUAGCCAAAGGCGUAGUCAAAGAUUUCCAAACAACUUAUGCUUUCAAGGUUGUAGAUCAAUGAAAAGUAAUUGGUUCAAGCAAUUAUCUUGUUAGUUAAAUAUAUGGUAUACUAUAAUGUAUUAGGUGGCUGGUUCUCUAUUUUAAUUUUUUAAUCCUUCUAAAUUUGAAUUAGUUGAAAUUUUAGAAUUUGAGGUAAAUUCUUACUUUUUAUUAAUUAAAAAUGAAAAAAAAGAAUUAUAAUUAAUAUAAAUUUGAUAAAUAAACGAUAAAAAGUU
Leptopilina boulardi is the source of this 1848-nucleotide messenger RNA. RefSeq names its product cysteine-rich PDZ-binding protein. Gene Ontology annotation, molecular function: PDZ domain binding; microtubule binding. The transcript is spliced from 3 exons. Gene Ontology annotation, cellular component: dendrite. Lineage: Eukaryota; Metazoa; Arthropoda; Insecta; Hymenoptera; Figitidae. The record is from RefSeq and is a predicted model, not a curated record. Gene Ontology annotation, biological process: cytoplasmic microtubule organization. The coding region runs from base 229 to 531 and encodes 100 amino acids.